Messenger RNA from Orycteropus afer afer, 1314 nucleotides. RefSeq names its product forkhead box protein D2. Bases 1 to 1314 code for a protein of 437 amino acids. Gene Ontology annotation, molecular function: RNA polymerase II cis-regulatory region sequence-specific DNA binding; DNA-binding transcription factor activity, RNA polymerase II-specific. Lineage: Eukaryota; Metazoa; Chordata; Mammalia; Tubulidentata; Orycteropodidae. Gene Ontology annotation, biological process: anatomical structure morphogenesis; cell differentiation; regulation of transcription by RNA polymerase II. The transcript has 2 exons. The record is from RefSeq and is a predicted model, not a curated record.
AUGACCCUGGGCAGCUGCUGCUGCGAGAUCAUGUCCUCCGAGAGCUCACCGGCCGCGCUGUCCGAGGCGGACGCAGAUAUAGAUGUGGUGGGCGGCGGCGGCUGCAGCGGUGGGGGGGAGCUCCCAGCUCUCUCCGGGCCCCGCGCCCCCCGGGACGUGCUCCCCCAUGGCCCCGAGCUUCCCUCGGAGGAAGCAGAGGCAGACGCAGUUGAGGACGAGGAGGAGUCGGGCGGCUGCUCGGACAGCGAGCCCCGCGCUUUGGCGCCUCUGACGCUGAGCGAGAUCUGCGAGUUUAUCAGCGGCCGCUUCCCCUACUACCGGGAGAAGUUCCCCGCCUGGCAGAACAGCAUCCGCCACAACCUCUCGCUCAACGAUUGCUUCGUCAAGAUUCCCCGAGAGCCGGGCAACCCCGGCAAGGGCAACUACUGGACGCUGGACCCGGAGUCGGCCGACAUGUUCGACAACGGCAGCUUCCUGCGGCGCCGCAAGCGCUUCAAGCGGCAGCCGCUGCCGCCGCCGCAUCCACACCCGCACCCGCAUCCGGAACUGCUGCUGCGUGGUGGGGCCGCGGCGGCUGGGGACCCCGGCGCCUUCCUGCCCGGCUUCGCGGCUUACGGCGCCUACGGCUACGGCUACGGGUUGGCGCUCCCCGCCUACAGUGCACCCCCGCCGGGCCCAGCCCCGCAUCCGCAUCCACAUCCGCACGCCUUCGCUUUCGCCGCCGCAGCCGCGGCUGCGCCUUGUCAACUGUCGGUGCCCCCAGGCCGUGCCGCUGCGCCUCCACCCGGACCCCCGACGGCGGCGGUGUUUGCCAGCGCAGCCUCGGCUCCGGCCCCGGCGCCUGCCCCGGGCACCGGGUCGGGCCCGGGUCCCUCAGGCCUGCCUGGCUUCCUGGGCGCGGAGCUAGGCUGCGCCAAAGCCUUCUAUCCCGCGUCACUGAGCCCUCCCGCAGCCGGCACCGCGGCGGGUCUGUCCACUGCACUCUUGCGCCAGGGCCUCAAGACAGACGUGGGCGGAGGUGCGGGCGGCGGGGGGUCCGGGGUAGGGCAGAGGCCUUCCUUCUCUAUAGACCACAUUAUGGGCCACGGUGGCGGCGGGGCAGCACCCUCGGGCGGCAGCGAGGCUUCCCCAGGAUCGCCGUUCGCGGCGGCCGCGGGUCCUGGGGGUCAAGCCCAGGUUUUGGCCAUGCUGACUGCCCCGGCCCUGGCUCCAGUGGCCGGCCACAUUCGUCUCUCGCACCCUGGGGACGCACUCCUGUCCUCAGGGCCACCGUUUGCCGGCAAAGUCGCCAGCCUCAGUGGCUGCCACUUCUGA